This is a messenger RNA of Plenodomus lingam JN3, 1164 nucleotides long. NCBI's taxonomy places the organism in Eukaryota, Fungi, Ascomycota, Dothideomycetes, Pleosporales, Leptosphaeriaceae. The record is from RefSeq and is a predicted model, not a curated record.
AUGACUUCAAUACUCCACUAUCGAGACCCCAUCGCCUACAGAAGCGACUUCAUGAGCACCUCCAGCUUCCACUCGCCUCAUAUGGACCAGACCAAGAGAUCUCCGCCUUAUGACGGUCAUUCUUCUGGUUCAGAGGCGAAGAAUAGCACACCAGGAAUGAAGAAGCGACCUUCAAGAGCAGGUACUCGGAGCGUCACAACCUUGACAGCUGCCCAGCUGGAACGCAAGAGAGCCAACGACCGAGAGGCCCAACGAGCCAUUCGUCAAAGGACAAAGGACCACAUCGAUACGCUCGAGCGCCAAGUUCGUGACCUCACUGCUCAACUCGACAGCAAUUCAUCCGGCAAGAUGAUGGAAAUAAUGCGAAGAAACGACGAGCUCGAAGCUGAGAACGCAGUCCUUCGCGCUCGCCUUUCCCACGCAGUUUCUGCACUUGGCGUUCCAGAGCAAGGCACAGUCACAGGCGCUCCCUCGCCAAGUGACCGGGUUCAGAUGCUCAGCCAGCCUCGGAGAGGAUCAACAGGAACCGCCAGGAGUGCCCAUUCAGUGCCCGAAAUAGCGACACCCGUAUCUCAGCCUGGACAUUGGCAGCAGCAGCAGCAGCACUCGUAUGCCCACCACACUUCCUCGCCUCAUGUUGAUCCGACGCCUGCCAUGGGCGAUGUGCAACGAUGGAGUCCCCACCCAAAUCACCCACAACACCACCAGGUAUCUAUGCCUGUCCAAGAUGCAUCAAUACACGCUGUUGAGCCUUCCAACAUGGCUUAUCCAGGCACCUACGGCAUGGAGAGCAACACGCGUGCCAUGUCCUACCCUUUGGAGAAUCCGCCCAUGGUCACUUCGCAGCCCAUGACCAUGUCCAGCUAUGGAACACCAACAUCGCAUCCUUCUCCUCAUACGUCCGAGUACCAGCGACAUAUGAGCGUGCCCAUGCACCACCAGUCAGCUCCAGGUCAAGGAGCUGCCCAACACGGUCAGCAACACACGUCUGCACCGUAUUCCUAUCCAGUUGGUCAGCAGCAAAGCUAUGCACCGCAGGUCAGCCAUGCCAAUGACAUGCCCAUGAUGCAUGCCCAGCACCAGCAAAACCAAAUGAUGAACGAACAAGGACAGCACAUCAUGUACCAACAUCACAUGUCGUCCAAUAUGAAGGUUGAGCAUUGA